Molecule: messenger RNA, 648 nt
Organism: Caenorhabditis briggsae
Lineage: Eukaryota; Metazoa; Nematoda; Chromadorea; Rhabditida; Rhabditidae
Exons: 5
Coding region: 1-648 (215 amino acids)
Source: RefSeq, a predicted model, not a curated record
AUGAAGUAUCAGGAACUCAAUGGCAAUGAGAUUUUUCAGAUUGGACCAGACAUUCAGAAGCAGAUGAAAGAUGUUUCUGAAAAUCUGGAUAUUUUGGUGAAUAUGACUUUUACAAGACUGAAAAUGUACUGUGACGAUCGCUUUAUUGGUCUAAAAGUUUGGAGGCAUAAGAAAAAUAUCACAGAACAGCCCGAGAUUUCCAAAAACAUGACAUUGACAGAGUUGAAAAUGUAUUGUGAUGAUCGUUUUAUCGGUGCAAAAAUUCAUAUCCAAGUGAGGGAUAUUUCUGAAAAUCCAGAGAUUUCAAGAAAUUUGACUUUGACGGCGCUGAAAAAGCAUUGUGAUGAUCGUUUUGUAUGUCUCGAAAACACUUAUUGCUACAAAGACUCUUAUAACUACCAACUGCUCGAUGAAUGCAUUGAAGAAGUGUUUCAAAUUGGCCCAAUGUCGUUUUGUCUUAAGAAAUUGAGGGAAAUUUCGAACUCGGAACCCAACAAACUGUCAAAAUGUGUCAAGGAAUAUUUAGAGAAGAACGCUACCUCUAGUACGGACUGUUUGGUGAUCAAAAACACUGGCGACUGUUUGCUCCCCGAUGUUCAAAAACAUUGUGACCCGAAAUUUUUGGCAAUGUACAAACAGGUAACCUAG